GUUCACGGAGGGUGUAUCUGUCAAAACGCCGACGAAUCCCACUCCUCCCUUCUCUCUGUUCUCCUCCCUCGAGACGCCCGUCUCUCCUCGCUUUGCUCCCCACGAAGCAAAUUCUAAAUUCUUACACAAAAUAUCAGAUCCUUCGUGGGAUCCGCAUCGCCUCUUGCCCUUCCCGCGCGGAUUUCUUGGCACCUUUUUCUCCCCCCUGAAUUCCUCUGCCGAUUUCCUCCUGCGGUUGCUCCUGGAUCUUGUGAGGAGGGGUUGGUGGGGGUGGGCGGCGGCGCGAUCCGGCCCAGGGAGAUGGCCGGCGGGAAGGAGCCGAUCGAGGUGAAGUUCCGGCUGUUCGAUGGUACCGACAUCGGGCCCAGCAAGUACGAUCCCUCCACCACCGUCGCCGCGCUCAAGGAGUUCGUCCUCGCUCGGUGGCCGCAGGAUAAGGAAAUAGUUCCAAAAACUGUCAAUGAUGUGAAGCUCAUCAAUGGUGGAAGGAUACUAGAGAAUGGCAAAACUCUUGCCGAGUCUCGAGUCCCAGUAGGAGAAGUUCCUGGAAGUGUGAUUACAAUGCAUGUCGUUGUGCGCCCUCCCCAAUCUAACAAAAAUGAGAAGCAGCAGUCAAACUCUCCCAAGCAGAAUAGAUGUGGAUGCACAAUAUUGUGACGUUGACGCAGUUGCAAUGUGUAUAUCGGUGCCGUUUUCACAGCAAUUGCAAGUUCAUUUUAACAAUUGAUUCUUGCAUCUAUUCUUCAAAGCCUAGAGAUGGUAUCCAACACUGGCCACAUCUGCUUGAGAAUUUGAUGCUUGGUAUUGUGUAAAAGCAGUGUGUGCAGGAAGGAGUUCCCGGGGGGUUCCUGGUAAAAGAACCUUAAAACGAGUGUGCAGGAGUUGAGAGUUGGGUGCUUGCUAUUGUGUAAUAUAUAUGUUAGACGUAGUGAUGACGAAAAUGAGUUGCUUCAUAGUACUUGUUCGAGACAUUCUUUUUCGUUUGUGUCAAGCAUGGUCACGUAUAUGUGUUUUGUUUUAGAGAAGUGGCUAGUAUAAUUCUUGUCAGAAAUUGGAAAGGAAUGCUGGGGUUUGGGAUGGAACUGCCGGAAAUGAAAAGUGACGACUUGCUUUA
Messenger RNA from Phragmites australis (common reed), 1114 nucleotides. Its product is annotated as membrane-anchored ubiquitin-fold protein 3-like. Gene Ontology annotation, molecular function: protein binding. The coding region runs from base 301 to 657 and encodes 118 amino acids. The record is from RefSeq and is a predicted model, not a curated record. The transcript has 3 exons. Lineage: Eukaryota; Viridiplantae; Streptophyta; Magnoliopsida; Poales; Poaceae.